Messenger RNA from Pseudoliparis swirei, 7157 nucleotides. RefSeq names its product piggyBac transposable element derived 5 (gene pgbd5). The transcript has 7 exons. The coding region runs from base 477 to 2117 and encodes 546 amino acids. Gene Ontology annotation, cellular component: nucleus. Gene Ontology annotation, molecular function: transposase activity. The record is from RefSeq and is a predicted model, not a curated record. Gene Ontology annotation, biological process: non-replicative DNA transposition. NCBI's taxonomy places the organism in Eukaryota, Metazoa, Chordata, Actinopteri, Perciformes, Liparidae.
UCCAGCAGCUCCCUUCAGCCGCUCCUCUCUGAGAUUGGAUGAUAACAUGCAUCUUAUUGGACAGCAGGGCUCUGGAGUCAGGUGAUGCAGGGGCAGCCACUACCUCUAUUUCCUCUCUUUGAGGAGAAAUCCCUGGUCUCUCAACCCGGAUGCUAAACCACAGCUAUCCAUAAUUUUGCAGCGCUGUAGGCAGAUCAAGGAGGCGGAAAUAUUUCAGUAGGCUACCCUUGAAGCGGACAGCUCUCCCCCGGAUCCUCACGCCUCGGACCGCCCGGCUCCGCAUCCGAGCCUGGGGGGCACUGCACGGAUCAUAAUUCAUACCUAAAACAGGGACAAGUGUAGCAGCCACACUCAAGGCAAACACGUCCCUGCUCUUGCAAGAUCGUGACCACUUGCACGCCACUAGCCGUAGUGGAAAGGGGGAGACAGAGGGAGGAAAAAGAAAGGAGGAGAAGAGCAUCACUAUCCGGAGAGAGAUGGCGGAGUGCGGGCGGAAGGCGCUGUCUCUCCUGGAAGCGGCCCGCUCCCGGUACGAGAGCCUGCAGAUAUCCGACGACGUGUUUGGCGAGUCCGGGGACGACAGCAGUGACAAUCCCUUUUACAGCACCUCCGGAGACUCCGACUCCGACAACUACAUAGCGGAGGUGGGCGAGGAGGAGCAGCCGCAGCCCCAGCAGCAGCAGCAGCAGCAGCAGAACCACCUCCAGAAACGGGGCGAUAAGGAGAGCGGCGGACACCGCGGGGGAUUAGGAGGUGGUGGCAGCGGGAACAGCGGAGCCGGUCCUCCGGGCGCUCUGACCCGGAGUCAGGCAGAGGAGGAGGGAUGGACGGGGACUCUGCAGGAUGUCACCGUGCCGCCGUUCAAAGACACAUAUGGCCCUGCUCAGAAGAUGCCGGCCACCGCCACAGCCUUGGACUUCUUCCAGCUCUUCGUCCCUGACAAUUGCAUCCAGAACAUGGUCACACAGACCAACAUGUAUGCCAAGAAGUUCCAGGAACGCUUUGGGUCGGACGAAGGCUGGCGCCCCGUCACAGCGAAGGAGAUGAAGGCCUUCCUGGGCUUUGUCACCUCCACCAGCGUGCAGCGCUGCGAGUCCGUGCUCAGCAUCUGGAGCUCGGGCUUCUUCAGCAACCGGAGCAUCGCACUGAAGAUGAGCCAGGCGCGCUUUGAAAAGAUCCUCAAGUAUUUCCACAUUGUGGCUUUCCGGCCGUCACAGGGAAGCAACCAGGGCCUGUACAAGAUCCAGCCCUUCCUGGACUUGCUGCAGCAGUCGUUCAGCUGCACCUUCAGACCUUCACAGACGCAGGUUCUUCACGAGCCCUUGAUAGACGAGGAUCCGGUGUUCAUCACCACCUGUACGGAAAGAGAGCUGAGGAAGAGGAAGAAGAGGAAGUUCAGCCUCUGGGUACGACAGUGUACCUCCACCGGAUUCAUCUGUCAGAUCUCCGUCCAUCUGAAGGAGGGCACAGAUGGCCUGGCCGCCUUGAAGAACAAGCCUCAGCUCCACAGCCUCGUGGCCAAGCAGCUCUGCCAGAACAUCUCUGGCAAGAACACCAUCAUCUUCACCGGGCCGUCCAUAACAAGCCUCGGCCUCUUCACAGAAUUCAGCAAACAAGAUAUCUACUGUUGUGGUCUGCUGAGCACCAGGAAGAGCGACUGUACAGGCUUACCACAAAGCAUGCUGGUCUGCAGCUCCACGCCAGCGCAGCGCGGCCAAUCACGAGUGAUGAUGAAAGGCAGCAUGUCACUGAUCAGCUGGUACAACAAGGGACACUUCAGGUUCCUCACCAACGGUUAUUCCCCAACAAAACAAGGUAUCAUCAUUAAGAGGAAAAGCGGGGAGAUCCCAUGUCCCUUGGCUGUCGAGGCCUUCGCGGCGCACCUCAGCUACAUCUGCAAAUACGACGACAAGUACAGCAAGUACUUUAUCUUUCACAAGCCCAACAAGACCUGGCAGCAGGUGUUCUGGUUGAGCAUCAGCAUCGCCAUCAACAACGCGUACAUCCUCUACAAGAUGUCUGACGCCUACACAGUCAAGCGGUACAGCCGGGUGCAGUUUGGAGAAAGACUGGUCAAAGAGCUGCUGGAUUUAGACGACUGCUCCCCCACACAGUGAGGAGGAGAAGGAAGAGGAGGACAGCCAGAGCGCCAAACACAACACACACACAAACACACACACACACAAACACAAGCCCCACAGAUGUACACUUCAUUCCGGUUGUACAGCAGUGCAGUCUGUGUGUAUGUGAUGAUACUGAAGCAGUGCCAAGCCUGUGUUUCUCUUCCUCUCGUUGUUUUCCAUGGUGCUGUAAAUAUUCAUGAACACACGACUGCACUCCACGCGGUAGAGAAUCUCGAGCCAAGGGACUCGUCACAUGCCUCAGCUGCAACAUCCAACCACAUAGAUGUGCUAAGGAGUCGUCAGCAGGAGCUAUUUCACAAGCAGGCGGGAACAAUGAAGCCGAGGACGAAUUCACCGUUAAACGAUGUCAGCUUCAAGUCUCGACCUUUAUCGAAGAGUGAAGGUAUUGACAUCAGCCUGACUCUCCCGUGAGAGUGUUUCAACGUGUACUCUUCGGGCCAAAAGGCGACGAGUAGCUCGAUAUCUCCACGCUGCAAAAACACCUGCGAGCCUGAAACACAAGCUUAGUAAAAGCAGGACAACCAGGUGUGUUCACACGCUGCACGCAUAACCAUAUUGUUUGGUGUGAAAAUUAUUCUUGCUCCGUGUGUGUUUGUGACCCAGAUGUGUCGUGCUGCUGCAUACUGUAUGCAGUAGAGGAAGACACACACACAGCAGUGUGCCACCAACUCACAGCCUCCCAAUUCAAUUGAGCCAAGAAAGGUUAAAAAAAAAAACAUCUUUUUUUUUUAAAGCUCCUCAAAACGGUAAAUAUUCAUGAUUUAAAAAAGUAAAAAUUUGAAAUUUGGAAGGGGAAACAUUCUUAGGAUUUAUUUAUUAAGACUUAAGCAAAAUAUUUAAAACUCUUUGAAUGACAACCUGAAGUAACAACCACACCACAGAUUAAUCUGAAUUCAAGUAUUUAAUAAUUAUGAGAAGAGCUCAGACAAAAACAUACAUUUUGCGUGGGAAAUAACGAAAAAAACAAAAUCAAACAAUAAAUGCCCAAUGCCAAAGGCAGAUGAACUCAUCCCUAUCUGUCUAUUCUCACAGUUACCUAUUAGAACUAUACACCACAGUUAUCCUCUCCUGUAUUUAACUGCUUUUCAGGGCACAACAAGUUCAAAGUAUCCUUGAUUGAAAGUAAACAAUCUUGUGGGAAUGAUGGCAGGGGAUUGGAAAAAUAUUGCUCAGCUAGAUUUAGUACAGGAAGAAAAAAACCUCCUCACUGGUGGCUUAUGAGAUGUCCCAAAAUGUUGCAACACAUUUUAAUGUAGACGAGGCUUUGGGGCCCAAAUCUCAUCAGGAAGCCCAAAAAAGUGACACAUCAUUUCACAACUGGAUUAUUUCUAUUAUUGAGAACUUUUGCCAGAAAUAAUACCUGUGGAAAUUACCAUCUAUUAUACAUGUGUUUAAGAAUCACAUAAUGUCAUCUCGCCUGAAAUUGCAAAUGUCUCGCCAAGUAACACAUUUCGGCCACCUGUCGCCAAGCCGAUGGAGGUGUGAGUGAAGAGGCGUUAAUCUGAUGAAAACGCUCCGUCUUCCCCCCACACUGCUGUCUGUAGCUUCAACAUGCUAGUGUCGUGCUGGAAUCCCAUCACGUUAUUUUAAGUGAAAGGUUUUGAUGUGUGCUUGCUCGAUCCGCAUGGCGCAAUGUGUGAAUCCAUAUCACAGGACGAUGGCGGUGGUCUUCACGCUGGCAGGACUCGUGCACUUUCUCUCAUCACUUUGAGGAGCGUUGUUAAAUUAGCAACGCGUUGGCUAGAUAAUCCUUUUAGCUUUGAACCCAAUGACACUGUUCUCGGAAAAAAAAAUAUGGGAAUAAAUUAAUAAAUUCUGUAAAUUUAGGUAGAUAAAUUAAAUGGAUUGUGUUAAAAAAAAUGUCAAUGAAUUCAAAUGGAAAAGUAAUGACUAUAACCAAAACAGAAAAUAUGUCCGAUAGAUUUAGAGUACAAGGUAUGUGUAUAUUUUGUUUACAAAUUGCUGCACUAAGUGUGUGACCAUAAUCACUUUGUCACUGAGACUCAAGAUUGUAAUUUUAUUACUUUUUCACUAAUCCAAAGCAUUGUUGCUGUCAUUGUGGCGAAAUGUGUUUCAUUAAUGUUUAUCUCAAAGUCGCAAUGUCAACACCCUGUCACGUUACAUAGUCAACUUGUCAUUUUAAUGUGGAAUAUUGACUACACGCACAUUUGAUGUGAAUUUAAUUGGGUCGUAAACUGUCGUCAUUUGAAAUAUACGCGAGAUAUACAAGUGUUUUGUCCAGUCGUGCCCGACUGUGCUGUGAUCGACGGAUGAUUCUGUGAUAGCAAUGUUCUUCAUACGCCGUGACGAGAGAAGAGACUGCAUUUAAAGAUGGAUCACGUUGUUAAAUCAUACUCCUUCAGCAGCUAGCUUGCUAAUUCCACCAUGGGAGAUGUUUUCCUCCAGAAAUCUCUUCUGGCAACAUACCUAUUUGUUUAGGUUUAGGAAAGGAUGAUGGUUUGGGUUUAACCCUCCUGUUGCCUUAGGGUCAUUUUGACCCGAUUAAAUAUUUUACCCUCCCCCCGCCUUUGGGUCAUUUUGACCCGAUUCAAUGUUUCACCCUCCUGUUACCUUUAUAUUGAUUAACAUAUUUUACCCUUUGGGUUCAAUUUGACACCAGCAAUUAAAACCUCCAGAAAAUUAUUAGAAUUAAUAUUGUUUUCCAAGUUUAAGUGUGAGGCACUUUAUGUUUGUUUGUUGACUACCGAAAGAACACCGACAUUAAACAUUGAAUGGGGUCAAAUUAAUCCUAAGGCGGCAGGAGGGUGUAAUAUUGAUUCGGGUCAAAUUGACCCUAAGGCAACACAAGGGUUAAAUAAAGCCUUUCUGGAGGACAGCCCUGAGAGCAAACUUCUCCUGUGAGCAAAAUAAACCAAACAGCCAAUCACAGCACAGACUUGGCGAAACACCCUUGUAAAAAAAAAAACACACACACACUUGUGAUCUCAUAGUGUAUUGCCACACCCUGGAGUGUAGCAGCAAGGUGAGAUGGUAACCUACUGGAGGUAAAAAUACUCCACAUUUUAAACUGGUGGUGGGUUGCUUUCAGUUUACGUCAACAUUUAACAACAGGGGGGAAUUCAUCUUCUAAAGGGCGGUGGAGCCGAUUUAUCCUCCUCCACCUCGGAAGGCCCUGAUGCACGUCGUGGUAAAAGGCAUCGAUGCAAUCAUCGCUGAAGCAGAAAUGCACGGGGCAGGUUGAGAAUAAUUUAAAUCCAGCUGUUCGAAACAAAAUAACCUUCAGACAGCGUCACAAAAUGGCGAAGGCCCAUCUGUCACACAAACUCCUUGACAUGUGAGGCGUCCAUCGAGGCUUUCUGUACUGCUUAUAUCGCUCGGCUCGGAGCAAAAAUAAGGAGGAGUUAUGCACCAAUGACUGUGCGAGGCAAUGGUUACUUGGCAACACAUGAGUGAGAGGAAGGAAAGGGAAAUAUUGUCAAGGAUUUCUGCCCAUAUUAUAAAUUUGCUAUCACCCCAACUGUUGACUGAGAGCUGAGCGUCUUCACGUCGUCUCCUGUUUACCAUCAAUCAGAAGAGAAGGGCGGAGGAUCCUGCCCCGUAAUGUUUUGUUUUUCAUUUAGUUCAGAGGGUUGCGUUGUAGAGCAUAUAGAUCAGACAUGGCUUCAUUUUGAACUCUCAGGUUGAUACCUGAAGUGAUUAUUCUGUCCAGACGGCUCUAUUGAUCGGCCAUGAAUCAGAUAUUUCAAUAGUGCCUUUUCCGUAACUUUCUCCCCUCAUUGCGGAGGUUCAGUGUUGAUGUCGUGAAAUAGAGUUGAUAUGAAUGAUUAGAACAGAUUAGAUUUUUUUUAUGAAUAUGGUCAAAAUCCUGUCGUGCAUGGUGUGAAAUAUAGAAACUCUAGAAAUAAAUAUUUCACUUCCACAGUUUUAGUAGCUGAACAUGUUUUAUGCAGCCCUAUGCCCUUGUUGCUGUAAUGUUUCAACUCAAGUCAUAUUUCACAUAAUUGGUGCCACUGGAGUCAAACUACAUAUGAUAUUUUAACACAUUUCAAAAAUACAAUUGUCCAAAUAAUACCUAUUUAUAAAUUGGGUAAUUUUAAGCAGUACAGAAAGCCUCGAAUGUUUCAUUAAAAAUCCUAAUGAUGAACGAAGAAAUGAUCCCAGUAAUGGAUUUUUUUUGUUUACGUGGGUUUAUAGGAAACUAUAGGUUAAACUAUCACCACCAAUAUAAUUAUUUUGAUGGGUCUUUUUCUCUUCAUUUGCUACCUCGUCUCCUUUUACAAAGAGCCAAGCAGUCUAACAUUUGUUUCACAUUGUUCAUUUGUUUAUGUCAGAUGUGCAAAUCGGAGUCAACAAAGACUGACGGGAAGGAGCAAAGUGCCGCCAUGACAGAAAUAUUUGUCUUUCAUCCAGAUUUGUCAGUCAGAAGAUUACCCCGAAAUCGCUUGUCAAAAACUUGCAAAAAGAUGCCAUGAAAUGAAUCACCCUCACUGUGCAAUGCAGAUAGUUGUGGUUUGCUGUAUGUGCCAGUUUGCCAUCUCUGUACAGUCUGUCUGUGUGUGUAACCGGAGAGUGAGACAGUUGUCAGUAAAGAUAUUAAAUAAUCGGAGUCACUAUCUGUGGAUGCGAUGAAAAUAAUUUGAAUGGCUGACCUCAGGGCUUCAUAACUAACUGCUGUACAAUAUAUUCACUUAUUGAAAUAACAUACACUAAAUGGACUUCUAUAACCGUAUCAGGUGCUUUCAAACCACUGUACAAGUAAAAGUAGAAUUAGAUGUGUUGUUGUUUUUGGUGUUGGGAGCUCUGCAACCAAACAACAGACACAAAGGUUGUUUCACGUUUCUUCGGAUAAAAUGUCAGAAAUAUUCCUGUUACCGGGCACCCAAAGCAAACUCUAACUGUUCAAGUGGUCGAACUAUUUCCCUUCAUAUGAAGCUGUGUGACGCCGGCUGAAGUGUUAUCUAGUUUCACAGAAGUGCAGAAGGAUGUGUGUACGUGCAUGCAACGUUGGGUGGAAUAUGUGUAAAAUAAAUGUGUACGUUGGACCAAACUUUU